CCUGUGCUCGCGAGGCUGACUGGGCUUCUCUGUCAACUGUCUAAACACCGGUGUCUCACUGAAAUGCGGGUGUCAUGACGUGGGUUUGCAGCCUCCGCGCAUCCCUGCAUUGAUCGCGUGACCCAGGGAUGUCUCGUCCUGCUCCGUCCCCCAUCUACACCCUGAGGGGGGCUGGCGGCCCCCUCCACACCCUCCACUUUAGCUGCCAGGGAGGGGACACUCCCCUCCUAUUUUCUGGGUCAGGGAAGGGUGCCAUCCAUAUCUGGAAUCUGAACACCAGGAGGGCUGAGAGGAUUGUGGAAGGUCAUUCUGGUAACUCGGUCAUCUGGGUCAGCACACUGCAGGCGACAGAUACCCUCAUCAGUCAGGGACGCGACAUGCAGGUCUGUCUGUGGGAUCUGAGCGAAGGUCGCAGUAAGGUGGUGGACUCUGUGUGGACCGGCAGUGUUGGAUUCUGUCAGUGCUCCACGCUGGAGACGAGCCCUGGAAACUACCUGCUGGCCUUUGCUGGCCAACAGACAGAGGAGAUCAAGAUUAUUCAGCUUCCCAGUAAGACCCCAGUCUGCACCCUACUACCAGACGCUAAGCUGGGGAUGGUCAUGUGUAUCAAACUGUGGCAGCCAGACUCGGGGCCCGGACCUCUCCUGGUGGCUGGAUAUGAGGACGGUUCCCUGUUGCUGUGGGAUGUAACCCAGAGGUCCAGUCUGAGCCAAGCCAAAGCCCACCCUGAGCCUGUCAUGUGCCUGACCUUUGACACCCAGCGUCAGAGGGGCAUAUCGGGCUCCUCAGAGAAGAAGCUCUCCUCCUGGAUGCUGGACGGACAGAACAACCUGCAGCUCCAGGACUGUGUGACGCUGGUCAACCCUGGGGUUUCCCAGCUGUGUAUCAGGGGGGACGGUAAGCUUCUGGCGUCUGCGGGCUGGGACCAUCGGGUGCGGGUAUUCGGGUGGAAGAAGCUGCGGCCACUUGCAGUGCUUCAGUACCACACUGACAUGGUGCAAAGUGUGGCCUUCUCUGACCACCAGGACCCCAGAGAAAGACUACUGGCUGCUGGAUCCAAGGACCAGCGGAUCAGCUUGUGGUCAAUAUACAACGAGGGAGCUGCCACUGCCUGAACCCCUGAGCUCUGGGAGGAUAUAUUAACUUUUCCAUCAAAACUUUCUCGACCUUCAUCUUCACUGAUGUUGGUGUGGCCAAACUGGUGUCAGUGGGCAACAAUUCAACAGUAGUCCAGAGCAGUCUGGACAUAUGGACUGUGUAUAUUUUUUUAGCUGCUCUGUUCGCUUGAAAUUGAGGUCCUGCAUUGACGUCGCUAUCUAGCGCCAAGUGAUAUUGACAGACUGAAGCAAUGUGGAUAAAUUGCAAUGUCUUAUUCAAUGUUUUGCCAUGAAUCAGUUAUUAAAUAGGGCCUGUUUCCACCUUCUGUCCACAUGUCUCACCUGAGGUCUUCAAAGCAAGACAGUUACAGUAGUAAAAUAAGGGAAAUACAUUUAUGUGACCCACACUGCCCCUGCUCAGCUGUUUACAAUCCUAAAAAUUGUUGUAUCUGCAUACCAACUCAACGUGUCAUUUUUUCCUUAACAAAUUCAAAUACUAUGUCUCAAAUAAUGUCUACAGAUUUUUUCUAAAACAUUUAAAAUCUAAAAGUCAAGAUUUAUAAUGUUACUGCAAAGCCUAUGUGAACUGGCGUAGUGCAAGUUUUUUUUUUUGCUAAGAUUUUUUCAAUGCAUCUACACGCAGGAAGGGCUGAGAGUAGAGUUUCCUGCCCACUUGUAUGGCAGCUGUUGGAGGCUGUGAUGUCAACUGCAGGACCUCGAUAAUGAGUGUGCAGUGAAUGUGAACAUGAAGAUUACCAUGACACUGAAAGUUUAGAUCGAGGCCUUAUUUUCCCAUGACACAAUACAGUUUUUCCACUGUUUGUAAAAAUAUAUACAUCUGCAUGUAUCUGUUAAAGCUGAACAGGCAGACACAGUCUAACUUGAAGUGUGAGGCUAGUGAAAAUACGUGCUUAUUGUUCAUUUGGCGCUUGCUGACUUUUUCAGUCCACUGUUUGCUAAAGCCUUUUGUGAUGCCCUGUGCAGCACUGUGAUUGUGUUGACUUAUCUGAUGGGAGAUUUGCUCCAGUGGAUUUGAAUUUGAGGUAUACGACGCACCUGAGCAGCUAUGUAAUCUGGUGUUGUUAUUCUAGCAGGUCUUAGCUUAACGCGCAGGCCGUCCAGCCUGACCUGAGCUGUAUUUGUCAAACAAGGUUAAUCACAGCAGGGACAUGAAGAACAGAGAGCUGUUGGUUUAGUGGAGGUGCUGAUCUGCAGAUGCGCUCCCUGGUCAGCAUUAUCUGUUUAGGGCCUGAUUUUUUUUCUAAAAGAUCUUUUAAGAUCCUGAAAACUGAAGAAAUUGACAUUAUCAGGUGAAAAUGGUCAAAUAACUUAAAAGUAGAAGAAGUAAAUUGCAUCUUAAAAUAAGACUGUUGUUAACUUCUACAUUUACUUCAUGUGUAAUGCCAAAUACAGAUGUCUUUUUUUACGAAACAGACAUUUGUCAUGACCAAGGCCAAGGGUCUUGUUGUGAAAGUGCCAGAGAAAAUAGAGAGGUGUUGUUUUUCUGUCCACUGUCUCUAAUAAUAUCUCUGUGAGUCAAUGAGCAGCAUGGGAGCCCAUGUGUUACAACACCGUGCCGAGAGGCCAGGGUCAGGGCUUCAAACACUUGACGUUCUGCUUCAUAAAGACUUUGUCUCUUGGGAUGACCCCAAGUUGAGAAGCUCAUCGUGCUGUACAGGAAAGGCCCGAGAAAUCAAAGAGCCAGACUAGCAUAAUGGCCACGAAUCAUUAGGGAACAGAGGAAAGACGAGGUCAUUUGCUUGACAAGCUUCCUUGCUGUGGUGCUACUGUCAUUGAAAAAAAGUGUGUCACUGCAGGUUUGGUUGGUUGUCGUGCCUGUAUUCAAGGUUAUGUUUUGGUUGAAAAGCCUUUGUCAUGAUUAUAGAAAUACAUGGAAUGAGAGCCGUUUUUUGAUUGUUCCUGGCAGAGCUCCAUCUAUACCUUUUGUCCAUGACCCCGCUGGUGACAUCUUGCACUCAUAACGGCUUCCUAACUCUCCUGUUGGCUUUGAACAAACACCAGAGGUGGUGUGGGCCAGCUUCCGUCCGUUCUCUGAUAAAUCAAAUGCCGCGUCCAUUGGUGCAGAUGUCUGCUGAAUGGAGCAGACAGCAACCCGCUGGCCUCAGAAGAGCCUGGUGGGGUGGCGGUGGACCUCGUAAAUCACUUCAUAAUGGAUCAUUUAGGAAGUCAAUAAAUGGACAGGGAGUCCGUCUGCACAAUAGGCCCUGUGCUUCACUUAUCACCUAACGUGUGUCUUCCGUGGCCUCGAAGGUCAGAGGUCAGCCCGGCUUUGGGACAGGACAUAAUCCAGUGGGUUGUGUGUGUGGUUGAUGCUGUCACUUCCUGAGCCUUUGGCUGAAUUUGAAAACAUUUAUGGUGAAAAAGAACGAUUUGAAGAAAAUAAUCCCCUCUCUAUAAGCCAAAACCAACGUUUGUCCUCACGGUGAGGUUGGUUUUAUUUAUUUUUCAAAUGUGACUUAAUACAAAUGUAUCAAGGCUCUUGCCUAGUGGUGAUGAUGUGUUUUGAUGUUCUGCAUAAAAUGUCCGUCAGCAACCUCAUGCACACCAUAAACCGUAGCACCUUUUGUAUUAGUUGAGAGGCCAUAGGGGGCAAAAUGUGAAACAUGUGUUCCGUUGUUUAGGUGGAGGACUCUGGUUGGUUUACCUGGCUUGUUUUUUAAAAACUGUCCCCAGAUCCGGCAGACAAGCGAGGCUCAGCAGCAGAAAUGUACACAGAGGCGAUGGGAACGAAUCGAGACCCUGAUAGGCCUGUCACAACAGAUGUUCCAGAUGCAGCUGAGUGUCAAAUGAUGCCUCUGGUCGCAUUAUCAUCCAUCCUCUACCUCUUCAUACUUCAAUGGCAAGUCCUUGGCACCGUGUCUCCCGGAGCCUGAAACAUCUGGGCACAAGAAAUACUCCACAAUGUAACUGGGCCUAAACAGGUUUCUCUCUUCCACUGUGUGAAAUGAAGGACACAUUGAAAUAUUGUGCUUGAAAAUGGCAGAGGCUCGUUGAAAACAUGCUGGAGCCUAUUUGAUGUGAAGAAAUGUAGUGUGGAAUACAGGCACCAUACUGACUACAUAAAUUUGUAUUAGGCUGCAAUUCAUAACAAGUGUAAUUCAUAAUAAUACCUCCAGUAGGCGCAAUUUCCUCCUGCCACUUUGAAAAAAGGGUCACUUAUUUAAUUUGCAAGGAUUUAAAAUGUCUUAUCUCAAACGAUUAAACAAUAUCUUUUUAUCUUAAUUCAGUUAAACUGAGUUUCAAUAAGGGGCUAAAGGCCAAUAAUAGAAAAAAAACAUCCUGUGUUCCUUAUUUGUAUGGACUCAUACAGGUCUCUUCAGGCAGGGCUAGAAAAUGAGGCCAGGCUUCAACGUCAGGUCUCCCCAGACUGAUGCACACAACACCAGGGACACCAUUUAUUUGGAGUGCAAUAUAUAAAGAACAUUUUAAUUGCUGGACAUGCUUUAGUGCAAAGUUGGAAAACUGUUAAUAGUGCAGGUGGGGAGCCAAAAGGAGAAGGAUGCUUUAUGCACUACAGGAAAAUAUUGUGAUUUAGUUUGUUUACAGAUUAAGAAUUUGCAUGCAAGAUACUUAUAAGAUUUAAUGCAUUGUGAUAGAUUAAACUACCCAACAGUAAACUAUAAAGUAGUCCAAAUUAGGUCCACCAUGACAAACUAUAGCAAUAAAAUGCUGCCUAAUGUGAUAAUAAUCCAAUAAUGUAGGCUAAUAAAUGGCAGAAUAACACCCAGGUGCCAUUUUUCUGAGUUAGUGUGAUUUUUACGGUUGACACAUUAAGUGCAUUUUGCUAAAUAAUAUUUCACUUAAGUUGCAUUUUCAUUGCAGAGCUUUUACUUUUGAUUGAGCAUGUUUUAUAGCAGUAUUGCUAUUUUUAUGAAAGGAUCAGAUCAACCCUGCU
Chelmon rostratus (copperband butterflyfish) is the source of this 5013-nucleotide messenger RNA. It is a transcript of the gene gnb1l, whose product is annotated as guanine nucleotide binding protein (G protein), beta polypeptide 1-like. NCBI's taxonomy places the organism in Eukaryota, Metazoa, Chordata, Actinopteri, Chaetodontiformes, Chaetodontidae. The transcript has 7 exons. Bases 129 to 1115 code for a protein of 328 amino acids. Gene Ontology annotation, molecular function: protein binding. The record is from RefSeq and is a predicted model, not a curated record.